Messenger RNA from Pistacia vera, 600 nucleotides. Its product is annotated as acyl carrier protein 1, chloroplastic-like. Bases 59 to 520 code for a protein of 153 amino acids. The record is from RefSeq and is a predicted model, not a curated record. NCBI's taxonomy places the organism in Eukaryota, Viridiplantae, Streptophyta, Magnoliopsida, Sapindales, Anacardiaceae. Gene Ontology annotation, molecular function: acyl carrier activity. Gene Ontology annotation, biological process: fatty acid biosynthetic process. The transcript has 4 exons.
CACUCGUGAUCAACUACAUUUUGUUGGUCGAGUCAUCAAACUAGCUAUAGCUCAUCACAUGGCUGCCUUUCUUGCAACUCCUGCAUGUUCCUUGGCCACCAUUUCGGCUAUUUCUGGAGCCAGAGCUCCUGUUUCUGUGCAGAAGACCUUCCCUACAACUGGAAGUCCUUUGUUUAGUGGGUUGAAGCACAUUCCGAAAAUCCAAUUUUCCAAGACAGUUGACAGGUUUUCUACUAGGUCCAGAUGCUUCAAGACUGCAAUUUCAUGUUCUGCUGCUCAACCUGAGACACUGAAAACAGUCCAGAGCACCAUUGCUAAGCAAUUGUCAAUCGACUUGAGCACAGUCACUCCUGAAACCAAAUUUGCUGAUUUGGGUGCCGACUCCCUUGACACGGUGGAGAUAAUGAUGGCUUUGGAAGAACAAUUUGGGGUGUCAAUUGGAGAAGGUGGAGCUGAAAACGUUGCAACAGUUCAAGAUGCAGCAGACCUCAUCGAGAAAGUGAAGGCAGCAGCGGCUUAGCUCGUGCAAUUCCUAUUUGAAUUAAUUCAUGAUCAUGAGGGCCACGAGAGAGCUCUUACAGUUUUCUUGAUGUUAGCUUU